AUGUUGGCUCGCACUAUCCAAAAAUUCUCUGCUGUCGCUCAACCGGAUUCGCUGCCGCAGCCGCUGCUCCAGUCAAGAACGCCAACCCAGAUGAGCUCCGCCUCACUUUUGCCUCUCCAGACACCCAACGCUGUCGUCAAGCAGGUUGAUGUCCCAACAUUGGCUGGUAUGGUUGGUGUGCUCGCUAACCACGUCCCAACCAUCGGAGUUUUGAAGCCAGGAGUUGUCACUGUCACCACUAACGAGGGAACUGUUCAACGUCUUUUUGUUUCCUCUGGAACCCUUUCUGUAAACAUCGAUGGAUCAUGCCAAGUCCUUGCUGAAGAAGUUUUGAAAGUUGAAGAGAUCGAUGAGUCAGCUGCCCGUGCUGAACUCGAUGCUGCCCAGAGAGCCUCCGGAGAAGGAAGCGAGGUUGCCCGCGCUGAAGCUCAAAUUCGGGCCGAGGUCGCUGAAGCUUUGAUCAAGGCCGCCACGAACCAGCAGUAA
Messenger RNA from Caenorhabditis briggsae, 486 nucleotides. The transcript is spliced from 4 exons. Gene Ontology annotation, molecular function: proton-transporting ATP synthase activity, rotational mechanism. Gene Ontology annotation, biological process: proton motive force-driven ATP synthesis. The record is from RefSeq and is a predicted model, not a curated record. The coding region runs from base 1 to 486 and encodes 161 amino acids. NCBI's taxonomy places the organism in Eukaryota, Metazoa, Nematoda, Chromadorea, Rhabditida, Rhabditidae.